CCGAAUUUCAACUUCAACAUCAGCCACGAGGGCGACUACGUCGUGCUCGCCGCCGAGCCCGACGCGCUCUGCGGCGUCGACGUCUGCGCGGCGGACGGGCCGAGCCGACGGGCCGAGCAGACCUCGCUCCUACGGGAGCUCGAGAGCCUGCGCGACUGCUUCACGGACGGCGAGUGGGCGCGCGUCGAGGGCGCGCCCGACGACGCGGGCCGGCGGCGCGUCUUCUCCGCGCUCUGGAGCUGCAAGGAGGCCUACGUGAAGGCGCGCGGCGACGGGUUGGCCUUCCCGCUGCGGCGCGUCGAAUUCGACGAGGCCGCGCCCGGCUCCUGGGCGACGCCGGCGGCCUGGCUCUACGAGGAGACGCUCCAGGCGCGCUGCGCCGUCGACGGGACGCGCGACGACCGCUGGCGCUUCGAGUCCGUCGCGUUGGACGCGACGCACGUCGUCACGGUC
Molecule: messenger RNA, 453 nt
Organism: Aureococcus anophagefferens
Lineage: Eukaryota; Pelagophyceae; Pelagomonadales; Pelagomonadaceae
Exons: 1
Cellular component (GO): cytosol
Molecular function (GO): holo-[acyl-carrier-protein] synthase activity; magnesium ion binding
Source: RefSeq, a predicted model, not a curated record